This is a messenger RNA of Ixodes scapularis (black-legged tick), 349 nucleotides long. Its product is annotated as acanthoscurrin-2-like. The record is from RefSeq and is a predicted model, not a curated record. Bases 29 to 349 code for a protein of 106 amino acids. NCBI's taxonomy places the organism in Eukaryota, Metazoa, Arthropoda, Arachnida, Ixodida, Ixodidae. The transcript is spliced from 2 exons.
UUUGCUGUAUUCACCGGCCCACUUCACGAUGAAGGCUGUGCUUUCCCUGGCCUUGUUCUGCGUCGCCAUUGCCCUGGCGUCUGCUGGCCUGCACCACGGCGGUCUCGGCCUUGGUCGCGGAGGCUUUGGCGGAGGAUACGGUCUGGGUGGUGGUCACGGUGGCUUUGGAUGCGGUGGCCUUGGACAUGGCGGUCUUGGUGGCGGCUACGACCUGGGUGGCCUCGGAGGUGGUUUCGGACAUGGAUACGGUGGCAACUACGGAGGAAGCUACGGUGGAAGCUACGGCGGCUCCUACGGCGGUAACUACGGUAGACAGUACCGAGGACACGGCGGUGGAUUUUACGGCUAA